Messenger RNA from Malania oleifera, 1575 nucleotides. RefSeq lists its product as uncharacterized. Lineage: Eukaryota; Viridiplantae; Streptophyta; Magnoliopsida; Santalales; Ximeniaceae. Bases 1 to 1575 code for a protein of 524 amino acids. The record is from RefSeq and is a predicted model, not a curated record. The transcript has 6 exons.
AUGAGAGAAAAUGUUCAUGCAAUUCCUACUUCUUGGUUACUUCCGGCUUCAAUGUCUCGUCUUCAAUAUUUUGCAGGAACCAACAACUCUUUGUUAAGUAGAGGACGUCUAAAAAUUAAUCCUCUCUACAUCGUCCUCACUUUCAUCGUUUUCAUUUGCCUCCGGUGGAUGACUUUUUUCGUGAUCAAAGGUGAUUCAAUUCACGAAGUGAUUCCAGCAAACAGAAUUCCCAGGAAGUCUCAAGAGAAAAUCAACCAAAAGUAUCCACUGGUCAGGUGCCCCGCCGGAAACUCCACCCAGACAUGCCCGGCAAAAAAUUCUCCGGCGAGAUUCGAGACCCAGCAGGAGGCGUCGGGCCGGGUGUGCCCGGAAUACUUUCGGUGGAUCCACGAAGACCUCCGGCCGUGGAGGAGGACAGGAAUAACCAGGGAAAUGAUGGAGCGCGCCAUAUACGAAUCGAACUUCAGGCUGGUGAUAUUGGACGGGAAAGUGUACGUGGAGAAGUACAAGGACGCAUACCAGACGAGGGACGUGUUCACCAUAUGGGGGAUUUUGCAGCUGCUGAGAUUUUACCCCGGCAAGUUGCCGGACUUGGACUUGGUGUUUCACUGCGGCGACCUGCCGUUGAUCCAAAAGAGCGACUACGAUGGACCAGAAGCCCUAACGCCGCCGCCCAUCUUUGACUACUGCAGCGAUGAUUCCAGCGUCGGCAUUGUUUUUCCUGAUUGGUCCUUUUGGGGUUGGCCAGAGAUCCAAAUAAAGUCAUGGGUGCCAUUGAAGAAAGAGCUAGAAGAAGGAAAUAAGAAAUCAAAGUGGAUGGAGAGGGAGCCAUAUGCUUACUGGAAAGGCAACCUUUUGUCAGGUUAUGGUAGACUCAACCUUUCCUUUUGCAAUGUCACUGAGGAUUACGACUGGAAUGCUAGAAUCUAUCACCUGGAUUGGCAGGCUGCAUAUUAUAGUGGAUACAAAGACACGGAUUUAGCAAGCCAAUGCACACAUAGGUACAAGAUUUAUGUGGAAGGAGUUACAUGGUCGGUCAGUGAAAAAUAUAUUUUAGCAUGCGAUUCCGUCACCCUAUUAGUGACACCCAAAUACUAUGAUUUCUUCACAAGAAGUUUAGUACCAUUGAUUCACUAUUGGCCUAUCAACAUUAGAGAUGAGUGCAGAUCUAUUCAAUUUGCUGUUGAUUGGGGCAACCGCAAUCCACGAAAGGCACGAAAGAUAGGAAGGGCUGGGAGCAAAUUUAUUUCAGAGAAGCUAGAGAUGAACAAUGUGUAUGACUACAUGUUUCAUCUAUUAAAUGAGUACUCAAAGUUGUUGAGAUACAAACCAGUUGUACCUCUAGGAGCUGUGGAAUUGUGCACAGAAACAAUGGCUUGUACAGGGACAAAAGAUGCAGAGAAGAUGUACAAAAGGGAAUCCAUGGUAAAGGCUCCUGCAGAUACAGGGCCAUGUGAGAUGUUGCCUCCCUAUGAUCCUCCUGCUCUUCAAGCUUUCCUUGACAAAAAAGAAAAAUUAUUGAAGCAAGUGCAGAGAUGGAAAGAGAGUGGAAAUAUUGCAAGGAAGACUUCAUGA